Messenger RNA from Fusarium proliferatum ET1, 990 nucleotides. RefSeq lists its product as uncharacterized. The transcript is spliced from 3 exons. The coding region runs from base 1 to 990 and encodes 329 amino acids. The record is from RefSeq and is a predicted model, not a curated record. NCBI's taxonomy places the organism in Eukaryota, Fungi, Ascomycota, Sordariomycetes, Hypocreales, Nectriaceae.
AUGGCACAGCAAAUUGCAUCUGAUCUGCGCAGCCUCGUAUCUCCGCCGUCUAUCGAUGGCAUUCAUCCUAUCCCUAUUUUCCCAUGGGGAUAUGUCGGGGGAGUACCAUCUGGUCACCCUAGGGGUAGAUGGGAUAGCGCGAAAGAGCUUCAAGCUGCUAUCCUCCAGCGACUGGGUUGCUGGCGACCUAAGGACUGGGAAAGAAACAUAAGGUUUCUCUACCCUUCGAACCUUUUCUCUAUCGAACACAUUCUUGAUAACCGACUAUCUACAUUCAAGCCGAUGUUCGAGUAUAACUUCGCCGCUGUUGCUCCUCCGGGUGUCAGUAGCAUUGCUCGAGAGCAUGCCUCGUUGUCAUGCCCCGACGACGACAAGGUGUCCGCCCAGAAGAAACACAAGCUCAUUGGCCUCCCCUCACCGACACGCACUCAGAAACAGUCCGCCGAACUUUCGCAGAGCUUUCAGGCGGAGAAACCUUGUCCACCAACGUCGGAGAAUGAAGAGAGCUUCAAUCCUUCCCAGGAAGGCCAGCAGAUCUCAGCCUGUGCCCUAGAAUCGAAUAUUUCUCAACUAAAAGGAGGGUUUGAUGAUCACGAAAGCCAGGUUACUGUCCCUGCCGCGCGACCAAGCAGAAGUCCCAGCCUUUCAGCAUCCACCGAACGACGGAGUACACUUUCCGUGUCACUCGAACGAUUCGUCAACAUGAGCGCCCGUUUGCAUUGUGUAGAGGAUGAGAACUUUGACAUUGAUACAAUCGCAUGGCUCGUCAUGGGGCUUGGAGCCGACGAGUCUCGGAAACGGUUGUUUUACUUUUACGACCAUGGUACAGCUGAUAUAUGGUAUUGCUUGGGAGAUGUGUUGUCGCAGCCACCCAAGAUGAAACUGAUUGUCGACGUCUCCGUUUCGGAUCGGUUCAUCGAGAUGAGUGAUGAGCUGGACCUAAAGGACGAUUUGUGGAAUGGAGAGGGUAUUGAUGGCCUUCGAAAAUGA